AAAUUCGAACAAUUAUUGUCAGUGGCUUUGGCAACGAUGUCAAAGACGACUCUUUAGAAAUGUUUUUUGAAAGUCAUAAACGAUCUGGCGGAGGGGAUAUUGAGAAGUUGGAAAGAUGUAAACCUGAUGUAGUCUAUAUCACUUUUAAGAGUGCUGAAGUGGCUGAAAGAAUUUUAAAUCGAGAUAAUCUGGAAAUAUCUGGUUAUCGUUUGCAACUUGCGAGAAAGCGAACGGAAUUAAGUCCUUUACUGAAAAAGCAUGAAGAGGAGGAAGCUUAUCUUGGUGAAGUUCGUACAGUUGUUGUCAAUGGUAUUAGCGAAAUAAAGGACGAAGUUUUGGAAAUGUUCUUUGAAAGCAACAAACGGUCUGGUGGAGGGGAGAUAGAGAAGCUAGAAAGAUGCGGACCUAAUGUUGCUCAUAUCACAUUUAAGACUGCUGAAGUGGCAUCGCGGGUGUUGGAGCAAGCGGAUAAGAUGAAGCUUGACGGCUAUAUUUUGCAAGUAGAAGAAAAACAACCGGAGUUGUUUCUACCAGUAGACAGGAAAAAAAUAUAUGUGGAAAACCUUAACCCAAAGACGACCGAAGACAGCUUGCGCAAUUACAUAGAAUUGAGAGCAAAGGCAGACGUGUGUGAAAUAGAGUUUGGUGAAAACAGAAAUGCCUUGUUGACUUUCAAUAUAACCCCAGAUUUCAAGAACUUUUCCCUAAAUAACAGGAGGUUAGAAGGAGCAGAAUUGAAAUUUUCCAAUCCUCCUGUUUGUAACAGCGUUCUUGUCACUGGACUAACCAAGAAGACCACGAAAGACACAAUUGAGAUGUUCUUUGAGAACGAAAGGAAUGGUGGAGGUAAAAUAUAUGGGGAUAUCAUAUACCAAAAAGACAAAGGAAUAGCAGUUGUUUCAUUUUGUAAUCCUCGAGUUGUGCAGACCUUACGGACAAAAGAACAAAAAUUGGAUGAUUCUGUACUAUCUUUGCGACCGUACUAUUCGUUCAUGGAAACGGUUAAAGAAACAACCACGAAGACAGUAAAGUUGAGUACCGAUGUUGUAGAUCAUGUUCUUAAGAACUGCAAUGAGGAAUUUCGAAAAUUAUUUGGUGCUGAUAUCCUUCGAACCUUCAAGGAAAUUACAGGAGAGUUGACAGUGUCAGCCGAUGUUGCUAAUGAAAUUGAAAAAUACAUCACACAAUUCGCGGUGAAAGAUAUAGUAAUCUGCGCUAAACUAUUAGAAAAAUCAAACGAAGAAUUGGGAAUGAAAAUAGCUAACGUGCAAGAAAAAAGGAUUACAGUUGUACUAGACGAGGAACAACUUCAGAUAAAACUUAUCGGAAAGAAGGAGGUGGUAUAUGAGAUCUACGAGCAAUUCAAACACGACAUUACCGAAAUGGAGAAAAGGUUGGAAGUUGUUACGGAACAAAUUAAUUUACCUGGCCCUAAACUAGAACUGCUCUUACUUCAUGGUGUUGGAGAAAUGUUAGAGAAUGAUUUUCAAGUAGAAGUAAAAACAGAACCGCUAAGGUCGCUAGUGACACUGAAAGGAAAACAAAAUCAAGUUUCUCUGGCUUCAAAAGAAGUAUACAUGAAGGUUAUGCAAAUACAUGAAGAUAAUAUUGAUAUUAAUGCGAUGAAGGUGCGCUUUCUGCGAUCAGGUGGAAUUGAUGUGUUGAAUAAUGAAAUGAAGAGAAUCGGAUUGAAGGGAUUGAUUUCGCUGGAUUCAAAAUUGACCAAAGCCAAGAUUCUUGUUUUCGAUAAAGCAGAUAUUGAAAAUAUUCAUUCGUUCGUGAACAGCAUCAUGUUUGAAAAACAGUACCAGCUCGAUGACGACAGCCUCACCCUUCUUCGAAGCAACAAGUGGAAAGAAUUUCAAGAAAAUAUAACGACAAAUAAAUCUGUUGUACUGUGCACUGAUGAAACGAGCCCAAAUGAAAUUACGCUGAUCGGCGAGAAGAAAGAGGUCAAGGAGACUUAUGAAUCGUUGCAAAAAUUCAUGAAACAAAAUACCAUUGUAAAACACGAUAUUGAAUUAGACAAAGGAUAUGCAGGUUAUCUGUCAAAGUAUUGUACAGGAGAUCUCAAUGAAGUCGAAAAAAAGCUAGAAGAUCUCUCGGUGCGGGUAGUUUUGGAAGAUGAAGGAGUAAUAAAUAUAGUUGGUACGAAAGACGGGGUUGAAGAAGCAAAGAGACAGUUGAAUGAAAUCGUAUCAAACAUAGAAAAAGGCACGAUCAUUUUCGAUAGACCACGCAUGCAAGAUUACCUUAAAUCGGAAGCUGGGAAAAUCUUUAUUAGUGGAAUACAAACAAGACAUAAAUGCUUCACAGUUCUAAAAAACGAUGAUGAGGAAGAAUAUUUUGCGGUUCCUUUAUCGCGACCAGUUUCCGAAUUGCUUUGCAGUCAUGACACCCAAGAAAAGAUCACAUUAAAAGUGUACAAGGGGGACAUCACCGCGCAUUGCUGUGAUGUCAUCGUCAAUGCUGCUAAUGGUGAUUUAAAUCAUAUCGGUGGACUGGCCAAGAGUAUCACAGUUGCUGGAGGAAAAGAGAUCCAAGAAGAGUGUGACGCUUACGUGAAAGCAGAAGGAAGGUUAUAUGAAGGUGAAUGUUUCAGUGGAAGUCCUGGAAAGUUGCCGUGUAAGCGUAUUAUCCAUGCGGUGGGUCCCCGGUGGGAUGCAAGAAAUCCUGAAAAAACAUGUAGAACAUUAAGUUUUACAUGCACUAAGGUUCUCGAGGAAGCAAGAGGCUAUCGAUCAAUUGCUUUUCCCGCAAUCGGAAGUGGUAUUUAUGAAAUUCCAAAAGAGAUUUGCGCUGACUUAAUGAUUGAUGCUGCUGAGAAGUUUAGUAAGACAAGCAAUAAAUCGAACCUGAAAGAGAUCCACUUUGUCGAUAAUGAUGAAGAGAGCUGUCGAGCGUUUGUUAGGAAAUUUCGUGAAAAAUUCGGUACACGCUCUUCUAUCAUAAAGACAAAUGAAAGGGUUGUUGGUACACGAAGUAGGGUCGCUCUGUCAGCAACGAAGUCUAUGAUUCAAGAGAAUGAACGAGAAGAACCAGAUAUCGCAUCUGAGUUGUUGCCAAAACAAAAGAAUGACAAUUUCAUUAUCACUAAGAGCAACAUGAAAAUUUUUGUUGCAGUAGGAGAUUUGUCCACAUACAAGGCCGACGUAUUAGUCAACACAACAGGGGAAAAUCUCAACCUUGAUUCUAACCCGUGUAGCAGGGCACUUAGUAAUGAGGCGGGUCCAACACUACAAGCCGAAUGUAGAAAGAUAGGAAAACUGAAGCUUGGCGAGGUGGCAGUUACCAAGGCAGGAAACUUGCUCUGUGAUGAAGUUUAUCACUCAGUGUGCGUGCAGUGGGGUGAAGGACAGGGAGAAGAGGUAUUGCGUUCCAUUAUCAAGAAUUGCUUGAAAAAGUGCCACUCAAGUGGAAAGACCUCGAUUGCUUUUCCAGCUAUUGGUACAGGAAUAUUAGGUUUUCCGCAUGAUGUAGCCGCGAAGAUUUUCUUCGAAGAAACCAAAGAAUUCGAACAGAGUGUCUCAAACUGUAGUAUAAAAGAAGUCAGUUUCGUCGUUUACUCCCAAGACGCCAAGUCAAUUGAAGCAUUUAAGAAUGCGUUAAAGAAGCAGACAGAGUGGGACAGCAGUGGAAUUGUGACUCCUGUUCCUGUUCCUGUUCCUACUCCGCGCAAAAGAGGAAUAAUAAAGCGAACUCUAAAAUCGAAAUCAACGAGCAUAAGUAAACCUUCACAGUUAGAAAGACCAAGCGACGACGAAAACGAAGAAGAAGAGCCUUCAGUAUUAAAAAGAGCCUGGAAUUAUUUAUGGAAAUCGGAAUCAACAACAAAGGAGAAAUCUGCAAUCACCACCAAAAAACUUCUGCUAGACAUUUACGCGAAAGACGAAAACACAGUUAAGCGUGCAAAAGAAGAUAUUAUGAAGAUUAUGGAGUCCCAAAAAAAGAAAGAAAGCAUUGAGGACGACAUUAUUGGGAAGUUAUCACAGCAGGAAAUCUCUGACAUAAAAUAUCUGGGUGAAAGGGCCGAAGUAAGAAUAACGGUCAACAAAGAACUUAACCGUAUUCUUGUGGCUGGGCACAGUGAUGACGUUUCGAAAAUGAAUUUUGAAAUUAUGCGAAUUUUGACCGGAAUUCGUGACGCAGAGAAGGAGAAGGAGAAAGCUGCUCUGCAAGAUGAAGUUGCUGAGAUGGUUUCUCAAGGAGUGCAGUGGUACUCUGUUGAUCCAACAAGUGAUGAUCUCGAAGAAUAUGACAAGCAUACAAAUGCCAUGAUUGAAAAGGCGUACAGCAAACAGGAAAAAUCGGUUAUUUUCUUUGAUGAUGAAAAAUACGAAAUUGUUUUCAAGCAAAUGCAAGAAACUAACUUGGCUAAAAACGAAACGAAAAAAGUUAUAAGGAAGGAUCUUAAAGUAACAGUCCCUGAGUAUUGGGAUCCUCAACCAUGUGACGCAAGUGGGAAGGAAAUUGGUGUUCAUCUUGUUUGUCUUGACCCCAACAAUCCAAGCCACAAAGACGAAUACAAAAAAGUUUACGAUCUUUUUGAUAAAACCGCAGCUAAUCAAAAUAUUGUACAAAUUGACAGAAUCCAGAAUCCAUCAUUGUACAAGCUAUACUUUAUAAAGAAGCGAAGCUUAGAUGAAAAAAAUGGCAGUAACGAGAUGUUAUUGUUUCAUGGGACGAAAGGUGACAAAUUGAACGAAAUAAACGAAAGCGGUCUGAACAGGAAUUAUGCUGGGAUUAAUGGAACUGCUUUUGGUAAGGGAGUAUAUUUUGCAAGGGAUGCUUCGAUGUCUUCCGGUUAUACACAACCAGACCAGACGUCAGGCAAAAAGUACAUGUACUUGGCGAGGGUGGCAGUCGGGCAAUUCACAAAAGGUGAACAGUCUUUGUUGGUACCGCCACCGAAAGCAGGUAAAGGCAAUGAAUCUUACGAUUCUGUGGUCAAUGAAGUUACAAACCCAACAAUAUAUGUUAUGUUUUACGAUAACCAAUAUUAUCCAGAAUAUUUAAUCACCUUUACUUAG
This is a messenger RNA of Dendronephthya gigantea, 5030 nucleotides long. RefSeq names its product protein mono-ADP-ribosyltransferase PARP14-like. The transcript has 10 exons. The record is from RefSeq and is a predicted model, not a curated record. Bases 60 to 5030 code for a protein of 1656 amino acids. Lineage: Eukaryota; Metazoa; Cnidaria; Anthozoa; Malacalcyonacea; Nephtheidae. Gene Ontology annotation, molecular function: NAD+ poly-ADP-ribosyltransferase activity; transcription corepressor activity; RNA binding. Gene Ontology annotation, biological process: negative regulation of gene expression. Gene Ontology annotation, cellular component: cytoplasm; nucleus.